Molecule: messenger RNA, 603 nt
Organism: Alternaria arborescens
Lineage: Eukaryota; Fungi; Ascomycota; Dothideomycetes; Pleosporales; Pleosporaceae
Exons: 2
Coding region: 1-603 (200 amino acids)
Biological process (GO): iron incorporation into metallo-sulfur cluster; intracellular iron ion homeostasis
Cellular component (GO): mitochondrion
Molecular function (GO): iron chaperone activity; 2 iron, 2 sulfur cluster binding; ferrous iron binding
Source: RefSeq, a predicted model, not a curated record
AUGAAGCCAGUCACUCGAUUUGCCGGCACAGCCAUCCGUCGCGCCGCCCGCACUUCCCUUCGCGUCCAGUCGCCCGUCAAUUGCAUCAUCGCUAGCAGGGCCCCAGCUAUCAGCCAUGCCGCCCCAGUACGCAGCUUCCACGCAUCAAUGGGCAUGAGAGUGGGCAUGAUGCCCGACUCAGAAGACCCCAAGCCAAAGGAGAGCGAGGCCCACGACGAGCCUGGCAAACCGGCCGAGCUCUCAAUAGAGGAGUUCCAUGAGCGCGCAGACCACUACCUGGGCGAGCUGCUGCAGAGGUUAGAGGAGGCUCAGGAGAAUGACCCGGCGAUCGAAGUAGAUUACUCGGCCGGCGUCCUCGAAGUCACUUCGCAACAGAAUACCUUUGUUUUGAACAAGCAACCCCCAAACAAGCAGAUCUGGCUCAGCUCCCCGAUAUCCGGUCCCAAGCGUUUCGACUGGGUCGUGGCACAAGAGGGCAUGGACUUCAAGGAGGGUGGAGGCAUCGGCGACUGGGUGUACAUGAGGGACGGCAGCUCGCUGACUGAGAUUCUCAGGAAAGAGCUGGGCGUUGACGUCAGUGUUGACGAUGAGGUCCCGCGUUAG